AUGGCCAACCAAGCAAUCGUGCGUCACGCACGCAAGGAGGACUGCCCUCUGAUCCUGCAGCUGAUCCAAGAGCUGGCCGACUACGAGAAGGAGUCGGCCGCCAACCAGGCCACGGUGCCCACGCUCGAGGCCACCAUUGCCUUUGCGCCCUCGGAUGCCACUGGACCCAAGACCUCCAUCACCCCCAACACGGAGCCCACCAGCUCAACCAAGCCUGCACGAUGCCUCCUCCUCUUCACACCAGAGGGCGAGCCCGCAGGUAUGGCGCUGUAUUUCUACAACUACUCCACCUGGCGCGCCAAGCCUGGUAUCUACCUCGAGGAUUUGUUUGUGCGCGAGACGAUGCGCGGUCGUGGCUACGGCAAGCGAUUGCUCGUCGAGCUCGCCAAGGAGACUGUCGGUAUGGACGGUGGCCGGUUGGACUGGGUCGUGCUCAAGUGGAAUGAGCCCAGUAUCAAGUUUUAUGAGAGCAUUGGUGCAAAGGCCAUGAGCGAGUGGGUGGGUAUGCGGGUGGACAACGAAGGGCUCCAGAAAUUGGCCAAGUUGUUAGAUUAG
Emericellopsis atlantica is the source of this 555-nucleotide messenger RNA. Its product is annotated as N-acetyltransferase. Lineage: Eukaryota; Fungi; Ascomycota; Sordariomycetes; Hypocreales; Bionectriaceae. The transcript has 2 exons. Gene Ontology annotation, biological process: protein acetylation. Bases 1 to 555 code for a protein of 184 amino acids. The record is from RefSeq and is a predicted model, not a curated record. Gene Ontology annotation, molecular function: N-acetyltransferase activity.